CUUCAAGCCUCUUGUURAUCAAAGCAAGGCAUUCACCAUGCCUUUGAAGGGCAGAAAGACAAGCAACACUAAAGAAAAAAAGCAAUGUAAUCAUAAAAGACGAGAAGAACAAGAUGUUUAAUACAGAGGAAUACCAGAAAAAAAUGCUUGCUCGAAGGCCAGCUCUUGUUGUCUUGGAAACGGUUGCCACAAUUUUGAUCACCGUCACAGCGUUGCUAGGCAACCUCAUGGUUUGCUUGGCCGUGUAUCGAAGCAAGAAGUUGCGUACCGUUCCUAACUUGUACAUCAUUGCCUUGGCUGUGCUUGAUAUUUUAAUGGCGACUAUCUGUAUGCCGUUGUCAAUCGAAGCCUUUAUCACCGGAAAUUUCCCGCACGGGAGAGUCGUUACACAUUUUCAAGGAUCGUUUGCCUUCUCCUUGCCCAUCGCCUCGCUUCAACUCAUGACAGCAAUGGCAAUAAACCGGUUUUACCGGAUUGUCAAGCCGGUAUUGUUCCGGAAGUACUUUUCUCUUUAUAGGACUGUUCUAUCGUUGGUCAUAAUCAUGAUUCUUGCUACGCUCGGCCCGUGUCUGCCGUUGAUCAUCGGCUUUGCUAAMUAUUCAUUCCACUACGGGAAAGUGCUUUCGUACCUCAACUACUCUACUCCACUAGCCGCCUACAUCUACACUAUCUUCCUCAAGAUCUUCUACAUUGCUAUCCCCGCACUUAUAACUUUAUUCUGCUACUACAGAAUCUACGUUAAAGUGAAAAACCACAAAAACGGAUUGAUGGCCAACCAACGUAACAACUUUGUAUCUAGAGGCUGCGGUCUGUCCAUGAAUGUAGAAGAAAUUACCAUCACCAAGCCCCUUUUCGCUGCUGUCCUUGGGUUCGUAGCCUGUUGGACGCCCGUCGCUGUUAUCGAUAUGCUGGACACGUUCACGCACCAUACCAUGCACCAUCCUAGACAGGUUUAUUUGUUUUAUCUGUUAAUGGGUUACGCAAGCAGUUCUAUUAACCCACUYAUUUACGGCCUUCUCAACCGAUCUUUCAAGAAAGAGUUCAUCAAGAUGUUUCAACUCACAUUCCGCUCUCAGCGGUUAAAUGUCAAUAAUAUUGAACCCUCGCAUGCAACGAACAUGAAUGCCACCACUGGUCAGAAUAACGUCGGUGCUCUGCAAAGAAUGGUGUCCUUGACAAUGCCUCGGCAUUCAGUAAUCAAUAUGAACUCGAGCACCGCUGGUGGGGUCAACACACAGGUUGUUUCAGGGCUCGAUGUGUAAGUUUGUCGUGUCCUGACUUAAAUCAGCCAGGCUGCUUCAGGGCUAGGGGCUAGAUCUGUGAGUUAGGCUUGUCCUAACUUUACAGAUCAGCCCAAAGCUAGGUUGUUCCAGGGUUUGAUCUGUGAGUUUGCCGUUCCUUGACUUAGAUCAGCCCAAAGUUUGUUACAGGCUAGGAUAAGGAAUUUUAGUUAGACUUACAGGAAAUCCUGGCAUAGGACUAAUAAGACAGAACUUUGGUUCUUUUAACUUAUAUCUAAAGUCCCCGCUGGUCGAUGAAUUUUGGCACAGUGGAAUGAUACUAAUGAAUCAAUGGACAGUUCUUUGGCGUAUAAUCAUCACAAUCGAUUAUCAAAAGUAGUUUAUCCAUACUACCAAAUCCUUAAAACUUGACAAACUGAAUGUAGAUAAUUGAUGACAGGAUAAUGAUAUCAGCUCAGUAUAAUGAACCAAACUGACUGAUAAUGUAACUGUUGAACAACAUUAUUGCCUUGCCUUUUUUGUCUGUUUAUAGCCACCCCCUAUUCAGCGUCUUCCCCCUUGAUUUAAUACCAGGUUAUCUCGUGCACGCACUUCCGGUUACUAUUAACCAAUCCGUGAUCAGAAGCAUUUUCGUUGCAUCGCCAAAAGUUCCAUGAUGAUAUUUCACCGAUUUGCAUGGCAUCAACUAAAAUCAUUUGUUCAGUUCAGCCAAUCAGUGGCCAUCACAUGAUGGUGGCUCACCAUAGAAACCUAACAUCCCGGAUGUACUUUACAUUCAGUUCAGCCAAUCAGUGGCCAUCACAUGAUGUUGGUUCACCAAAGAAACCAAACAUCCCGGAUGUAAUUUACAUAAAGUCGUUAAAAGAGACCGCGACCUUCAAGAUGUGACUUGCGUAAUCGAUUGGUUGGCUGCAGAUUGAUAUAGAACUGGGCUUCGCCGCUGAGAGCUAACUACAUACAAGACAGUCGAAAAGGUGAGCCCGUUAAACAAGAAACAACA
Actinia tenebrosa (Australian red waratah sea anemone) is the source of this 2241-nucleotide messenger RNA. RefSeq names its product melatonin receptor type 1B-B-like. Gene Ontology annotation, molecular function: neuropeptide Y receptor activity. Gene Ontology annotation, cellular component: membrane. Lineage: Eukaryota; Metazoa; Cnidaria; Anthozoa; Actiniaria; Actiniidae. The record is from RefSeq and is a predicted model, not a curated record. Gene Ontology annotation, biological process: G protein-coupled receptor signaling pathway.